AUGAAUUCCACUUGGUUAGGGCUAGUUCUUAGCACGACUGAAAGCCUGUUUAACAACGACACCUUGAAGGAGGAAAUUAAAGAAGAAGAUGAAGCUGAAGGAGAAAACGUAAAUGAAUGGUUUCACUUUCAAAUUAAAGGGAAGAUUUAUACGACGUUUAUCUUGAUCAUCGCGUUAUGGGGAGUCGUGGGGAACGUAAUGUCCUUCACUCUGAUGUCCGACGCAAAAGUCAGGUCAUUUGCAUAUUCGGUUUACAUGAGAUGGAUGGCGGUGUCAGACAGCUUGUUACUUAUGAUGGUUGCCACUGAGGAUACUUUGGACCAUUUGUACCAUUAUCUGCAACGGUUUUUAACCUCUCACGUGACUCUCUGUAAGCUGUGGACUUUUUUUGUAGCAUCAACCUACACACUGUCUCCAUGGCUGGUCGUGGCCUUGACCCUCGACCGAUUUGUGUGUGUAGUUUUCCCUCUGGCUCGCCACAGGCUGUGUACCAAGUCAAAGGCUUUCAAACUGUGUUUGGCAUUGACACUGAUAUCUGCAGCUCUUAACGUUGUCUAUCUGAUUUACUCGGGUAUCGAAGAUGACAUAUGUGGAGUGGAGUCUCUUGACCAGAUAGGAGUCAUCACAAUGAUCCAUCAAUUGGUUUUGAACUCGAUUCUACCUUGUGCUGCAGUUCUGAUUCUAAACAUAGUCACAGUGAUUCGGAUUCGUCGAAGUGCGUCUUUUCGCCAGCAGUUUAAACGGAGCAGCGGCUCCGAAGCUAUGAAAGAAAGACAAGACAAAAGCACGCUCCCACUGUUGCUCGUUUCCAUAUUCGCUUUCGUGACACUGAUUCCACGAGCUGUUACGGAAGUUACCGAAUAUGUGCUCGAUGUUUUGCACGAAAAUGAUGGCAUGACCAUGGAGCUGGCGAAUAAACUGUGGCCAUUAUUUAACUUAAUUUAUCUCGUCAACUUCGGACAGAACUUUUACAUUCUGAUGGCCAGUUCGUCUGAAUAUCGCCUGAUACUCAGACAAAAGCUGACUUGUCAUCAAAAGGAUAACAGGAACACGUCCUCUGUACAAACACAGUCUUCAAGAAUGUCAUCUGAAUCGCGUGAAAUGAGCGUCUCCAAGAUGGCGGACUGCUCUCAUUCGUCGAUGAGUUCUUCACAAGUCACAGAGCUUGGCAUUUAA
Molecule: messenger RNA, 1176 nt
Organism: Gigantopelta aegis
Lineage: Eukaryota; Metazoa; Mollusca; Gastropoda; Neomphalida; Peltospiridae
Product: probable G-protein coupled receptor B0563.6
Exons: 1
Coding region: 1-1176 (391 amino acids)
Biological process (GO): G protein-coupled receptor signaling pathway
Cellular component (GO): plasma membrane
Molecular function (GO): G protein-coupled receptor activity
Source: RefSeq, a predicted model, not a curated record